This is a messenger RNA of Aspergillus sclerotioniger CBS 115572, 1583 nucleotides long. RefSeq lists its product as uncharacterized. Gene Ontology annotation, biological process: transmembrane transport; metal ion transport. The coding region runs from base 228 to 1583 and encodes 451 amino acids. Gene Ontology annotation, molecular function: metal ion transmembrane transporter activity. Gene Ontology annotation, cellular component: membrane. NCBI's taxonomy places the organism in Eukaryota, Fungi, Ascomycota, Eurotiomycetes, Eurotiales, Aspergillaceae. The transcript is spliced from 7 exons. The record is from RefSeq and is a predicted model, not a curated record.
CCAACAAUAUUGCUGUGAGGGCUGUGCCACCAUGUAUAGGUGAAUAUUGCACCUUAUUGUUAGUGUCCUUGUUAUAUGGACACACGUAAUUCUGUCUUGUAACCCAGUGUCAUGUUGAUUAGAGUCCAUGGUGGGAAGGGGAGGGUAUAUUUGACCUUGCUAGGUAACCUUGGUCUCCGCUGUCAUCGACCGCGGUUUGACGGUUAUAUGGUCAGACUUCAGUGAAUAUGUCAGCAUCCAGUGCCAGAGACAUUGAUGGAGGACAUUAUGAAUCAGUCCUACCUUACCUGCGCUACCCCCCUUUGAUUGACCCAUCCGAGAGAUCCGAAAUUCGACUAGUAGAUUUCGCGUCGGAGGAUGCAUCAAGGCAUGAUAAACAAUUUACUGAUAGCGAGAGAUUUGAGUGCCAUAUAUCAACGAAAGCCAAGCCACAUGCACGCAUUGUAUCAAUAUGUUCUCGGAGCUCAAUCACUCCAUUGCAAAUCACGGAACGAGCCUUGCGUUGGCUCAUGAAACUAUACGAGAUAGAUGCAGACUUCUUUGAUAUUGUCGUCUCGUUCGGUGAUAAGCCGCGAAACUCGGAUGCUGGACUGGGGGAAAUGAAGGUGAAACAGAGAGCGGAUGGAUCAUACGACAUGCAAUAUCUACUUACCCAUGCUGACGAGUACAAAAUCCAUGGAAGUACAAAGUGGACAAUACGCCAGAUAGGCGUGUUCCACCGGUACAAUCCGUCCGGGGAUGGCAAUAUCUGGAUAUUUCUCCACGCUAAACCUAGUUCCAAGCUGCAGCUGCAACUUGAGGCAAGGUUGUCUGAGUAUACAAGCGCUCUGUGGCAGGAUUGGUUCUCGUUGCAUUCUCUCGUUUUGUCUUCAUACCUGGUGAACUGGAGAUGGUGUAUCCGAGGUCUAGGCGAUCAACUAGAGAAUUCUGCAAAUAUUGCACUCACGCGCGAUCUCUCAAAGUCGGAAGGUAUUGAUCAGAAUGUCCUUCUCGAACUUCUCAAACCCCAGCAUUUGGGAGACGUUAUCCUACCAUUGUCAUCAUGGAUGGGUGUCGCACAGGCGACAGUAAGCAAGAUGCAGGAGAUAAACACCCUAUUAUACUCCAAAAAUGUCUCGACCGAAGACAAUUAUGACAGGGUUACCGGCGAUCUUGCAUCGUACAAAGUAAAUCUGGAGGGACACCUAAGAAGUGUGAGGGUAUUGGAGAGAAAGGCGCAGGGAAUUUCCGAUUUGUUAGCUGUUGCUCUAAGUCAGAGAAACCAGGCAGUGAUCAUCGAUAUAAACCAAUCGAUGCUGAAGCUUACCGACGAGGGAUUCGAUGACAAUGCUACAGUGAAGGUAGUGACACUUGUCACAUUGAUAUACCUUCCUGCGAGCUUCGUCUCUACGAUACUUGGUAUGAAUCUGUUCGACUUUGGAAAUGGAAAACUCUCGAUAUCACGCCAGUUUUGGAUAUUCAUUGUGCUGGCAGUGCCAUUGACUCUGCUAACACUGGCCAUGUGGUACUUCGUUACUCAGCGUCAGUUGAGGAAUAGACAAAAGAUGAAGUCGAAGAGAAAGGAAGAGGAGUUGAUGGUGUGA